Xyrauchen texanus (razorback sucker) is the source of this 4260-nucleotide messenger RNA. Its product is annotated as carnitine O-palmitoyltransferase 1, liver isoform-like. NCBI's taxonomy places the organism in Eukaryota, Metazoa, Chordata, Actinopteri, Cypriniformes, Catostomidae. The transcript has 19 exons. Bases 167 to 2488 code for a protein of 773 amino acids. Gene Ontology annotation, biological process: carnitine metabolic process; fatty acid metabolic process. Gene Ontology annotation, cellular component: mitochondrion. Gene Ontology annotation, molecular function: carnitine O-palmitoyltransferase activity. The record is from RefSeq and is a predicted model, not a curated record.
GUUUGUGUUAAAAGUUGAAGUGAGUUGAAAAAGACAAUCUAGGCAAACAAAACGAUUCUGUACCUGGAUUCGUCGUGUAAUUUAAUCAAUGUAAUUCAAUCAAGAGUUCAUUCCUGAAGAACUGAUUUAUAGAGUAUUUUUCUAGAAUUGUUAGUGGUGACCAAGUAUGGCAGAAGCUCAUCAGGCUGUGGCCUUCCAGUUCACUGUCACCCCCGAUGGCAUUAACCUACAUCUCAGUCAUGAGGCUCUUCGGCAGGUCUACCUGUCUGGUCUUCACUCCUGGAAGAAGAGAUUUGUCCGGUUUAAGAAUGGAGUUUUGAAUGGGGUUUACCCAGGCAGCGCACCCGGGUUCAUGCUGGUGUUGGCGGGAUACAUGGGAAGAGCUCAUUACUUAAAAGUGGAUCCUUCCUUAGGCCUGCUCGUCAAACUUGGCAAACAUGUCCCAAUCAGUAGGUACAUGUCUUCGCAAAAUCAGAUGUUAGUUGGGGGUAUCGUGGUGGGCACGGGCCUGUGGAUUGCCAUCAUAUUCUCCAUGAGGAAUGUCUUGAAGGGCCUGCUGUCCUGGCAUGGCUGGAUGGAUGGCCCCCGUGGCAAAAUGACCUGGAAACUUCAACUGUGGCUUAUCCUUGUGAAGAUUUUUUCUGGCAUGCAAACACCAAUGCUGAACAGCUUCCAGACCUCACUCCCUCACUUACCUGUGCCAUCUGUAAAGGACACACUGAGAAGAUAUCUUGAAUCCGUUCAGCCACUGCUGAAUAAUGAGGAAUACCAAAGAAUGGAGAGUCUUGCACUAGACUUUCAGAAGAACCUUGGACCAAAACUUCAGUGGUACCUCAAACUGAAGUAUUGGUGGGCCACCAAUUAUGUAAGUGACUGGUGGGAAGAGUAUAUCUACUUGAGAGGUCGUGGGCCAAUCAUGGUGAACAGCAACUACUAUGCAAUGGACUUUCUAUAUGUCUGCCCUACACAUCUGCAAGCAGCGAGAGCUGGUAACUCCAUUCAUGCCAUCAUGCUGUACAGGGGGAAGCUGGACCGGGCUCAAAUUAAGCCUCUUAUGCUUCAAAACACCAUACCCAUGUGCUCGUCCCAGUAUGAGCGCAUGUUCAACACCAGUCGCAUCCCAGGCGUAGAAUCAGACACUGUUCAGCACAUGUCUGACUGCAAGCAUAUUGUGGUGUAUCACCGGGGCCGUUACUUUAAAGUUCGGUUGUUCUAUGAUGGGCGGUUGCUGUUGCCACGGGAGAUAGAGCAGCAGAUAGAGAGGAUUCUUACCGACACAUCAGAGCCGCAGCCUGGGGAGAAAACUCUUGCUGCUCUCACUGCAGGGAACAGAGUGCCUUGGGCUUGUGCCCGAAAUGCCUACUUCAGUCAUGGCAAGAACAAAGUGUCUCUGGAUGCUGUGGAGAAGGCUGCUUUCUUCGUUUCUCUGGAUGAUACAGAGCAGCGCUAUGAUCCAGAGAAUCCUGUGGAGUCCCUGGACCGCUACGCUAAAUCCCUACUUCAUGGGAAGUGUUAUGACCGGUGGUUUGAUAAGUCCUUCAACCUGAUUGUCUUCAAGAAUGGAACAAUGGGCCUUAAUGCAGAACAUAGUUGGUCUGACGCUCCUAUCAUUGUCCACCUUUGGGAGCAUGUGCUCUCAAUGGACCCUGUUAAGCUGGGCUACACUGCAGAUGGCCACUGUAAAGGAGAACUUCACCCCAGUCUCCCUGGACCUCAACGACUGCAGUGGAGCAUCCCUACUGAGUGCCAGACUAUGAUUGCCAACUCUCUAUCUGUGGCUGAGCCUUUGGCUAGAGAUGUGGACUCUCACAUCAUCCCCUUCAAUGACUUUGGAAAGGGCCUGAUCAAGAAGUGCAAGACCAGUCCAGAUGCCUUCAUUCAGAUAGCACUGCAGCUGGCCCACUUUAGGGACAAGGGAACAUUUUGCUUGACUUACGAGGCAUCCAUGACACGUUUAUUCAGAGAAGGUCGUACAGAAACCGUGCGGUCCUGUACUGUGGAAUCCUGUACAUUUGUCCGUGCCAUGGUCAACAACGACACGAGAGAACAGAAACUUAAUUUACUGAGGCAGGCUGCUGAGAAACAUCAGCAGAUGUACAGACUCGCAAUGACUGGCAAAGGCAUUGACCGCCAUCUCUUUUGCCUCUAUGUUGUAUCUAAAUACCUUGGGCAGGAAUCUCCUUUCCUCCAGGAGGUGCUGUCAGAGCCUUGGAAACUGUCCACCAGUCAGACUCCUCUACAGCAGCUUGAGCUGUUUGACUUGGCUCGACACCCAGAGUAUGUGACUUGUGGAGGGGGAUUUGGACCAGUUGCAGAUGAUGGUUAUGGUGUAGCGUAUGUGAUUGUCGGGGAAGACCUCAUCAAUUUCCAUAUCUCUUCCAAGCAUUCCAGUCCAGAAACUGACUCCCAUCGCUUCGGAAACCAUAUCAAACAAGCAAUGUUUGAUAUGCUGGAUCUGUUUCGGAUUGACACAGGAACCCCAAAGUGAUUCAGUUGGUGAAAAGAUAAUACUUUUAACAACUAAUUUCACCUUAAUUAUAUAUCAUGACUGUUGAGAGAAGAUUGAAAUGUGUUGUUUUUGGCUUUUGCUUAACCCUUUUGCUUGUGUUGUCUUGUUUGUUUGCGUGUGUGUGUGAGAUGCAGCAAUUGAAGUAGAGAAGUAGGGAGGAAGUGUGAGUUUCUUUGGGGAAUCUCAUUCUGUGUUGUAUAUACAGUACUGUGCAAAAGUCUUAGGCACUUAAAAGGUUUCACAAAAACAUUUGUCUUAAGAUGGUUUUUUAUUUCUGCUACUUUAGUGUGUCAAUAGGAAACAUCCAUUUUAUACUCCCAAACAUUCAUUUUGCAAAUAGAACAUAACGGAAUGAAAGAACAGGGAGCCCUGCAACAGAUGGCCUUACGAAGCCCCCCACAGAACAUCGAGUCUGUCUGGGAUUACAUGAAGAGACAGAAGUAAUUGAGACAGCCCAAAUAAAUAAAAGAACUUUGGCAAAUUCUCCAAGAGGCUUUGAUCAUACUAUCUGCCAACAACCAGUUGGAAGUAGGACAAUUGGUGCUGUUUUGAAGACAAAAGUGUUCACACCAAGUAUUGAUUUAGCUCUUUUUCUGUUUACUGGACUUUGUAUGACCUUAACUGAAUAAUGAAAACUACUUAUGUCAUUAUUUUUUUUAAGAAGUCCUCACUUUGAAAGUUUUUCACAAGUGCCUAAAACCUUUGCACAGUACUGUAUGUGCUGGUGCCUUAAUUAAACAUUUCAAUGCAGUUCAUUUCAAAUGAAAGAUUCAGCCAUUUAUAAAAGCAUUUCAUUAGCAAGUCAUGCUUUCACUUUUAACACCAUUUCAAUAGAUGAACAAUUCACUUUGUGAGGAGUAUUGUAAUUGGCUUGGCAAAUUGGUGCCUUCACGGAUAAACUGUUGACCUAAAAAUGUAAGCAAAACACAGCUCUCUGUUUGUGCUUUAUGCUUUCCUUUGCAUUCUAAUAUUUGCCAAUGGUUAAAUUCAUCAUAAAAGGAGUAGUACACUCCAAACGGAAAAGUUUGUCAUUUACUCACCCUCAUGUUAAUUCUAACACUAACGCUUUUUCGUUUUUCAGUGUAGCACAAAAUGUACUGUUACAGUAGGUAAAAUGUUUACCUCACUUUUACAUUUAGAUUUGACAAAAUAUUCAAGUAAAUUGAAUGACUUGAGGCUAACAUUCUGCCUAACAUCUCGUUUUGUGUUCCAAAGAGCAAAGAAAGUCAUACACUUUGAAACAACAUAAGGGUUAAUGAUGACAGAAUUUCCAUUUUUGGGUGAACUAUCCCUUUAGGUGACAAAGAAAAAGAUGAUACAGAUUAUCAUGUUUCUGUCUGACAAAAUAUGCCACGUGUGCUCUCAUUAAUGACAGAUUUUGCUCCUUUUUAGCUAUUUUUAGGAGUUGGUAUUGCCAUUUAUGUAGCAUUGAAAGGUCAUUUGAAAUGUUUGGGAUUUAUAACCUUAAAAAGAUAUGGAAUUUGAAUGCUCAUUAGAGGCUUUACAUAUUUUUAAUUUGAUUUCAUUUUAUCUUAUGUUCCCCUUUUGAGAGAUACAUGUUAAUUGUGUGAUAUUUAGUUCCAGGAUAAGUGUGCAUUUAUUUAUUCUAUACUUGUUUAAAUAUGUUUGAGUGUCAGUUACUGUCAACACAAAGGCCAUGUAUGUUUUCUGAUUCAGAAAUUCAGAAUGAGCAUUAAGCAAUAUACAUCAAAACAUAUUAAACAGACUAUCAAAUUAUUUUCUGUUCUUUU